AUGUACUUGAGUUUUCAAAAUAAAUCAUUUUGGGAAAGCCUACACUUAAAAAGCGGCCUUGAGGACUGGGACAUGGAAGGGGAGCUCAAACUCACUGUGACCUCUGAAGAUCUUCUGAAAGAACCUGGCGUUCAGUCCCAUCUGUGGAUGUGGGUGAACCCCAGCCUGGUCUGCCCCAUCCCCGGGAGCCCUGGCGUAGACCCGGAGGGAUUCAACAGCCAGGUGUCCUCGGUUGCCGGUGCCACAGAAACCUCUUCUCCGAACACGUCCUGGGACUUCUCUGACCCAGACUGCUCCGAGGAGGAUGUGCUGUCAUCCUCCAGCGAGGCCGGAAAGCUUACUGAGGAUGAAGAUGCCUCAUGUGUGGACAUCUCUGUUUCUCAAGAGAUGCUGGAAACUCACAAUCUCAAGGCAACGCCGAUGCCUUGGAAAUCCGCAGUCCUCAGACCUCAGAAUGUGAAGUGCAAGUGCCACCGGCAGACGAGCAUCAAAAUCAAGGGAGGCUGGCCCCGUCCCCCGCUUAAUUACUGCAUCCUCAUCACCCUCGCCCUGUGCAACAGCGCAAGCGGCAGUCUGACCGUACAGCAGAUCUACCAGUUCACACGGCAGCACUUCCCAUUUUUUCAAACAGCCCCAGAGGGCUGGAAAAACACUAUCCGACAUAACCUGUGCUUCAGCAGCUGCUUUGAGAAAACCACUGGCUUCGUGUGCCGUGAGGGAAAUCGCAAGUCCUGCCUGUGGAAACUGACUCCAGAAGGAGACCGAAAGUUUCAGGAGGAAGUGGAGGCCCUGUCGGAAGAGGGUCUCGACUUGGUGCGCCGAAGCAUGAGCAAACCAGAACUGAUGAGAUCUCUGUUUGGCUUCUGA
Tyto alba (common barn owl) is the source of this 867-nucleotide messenger RNA. It is a transcript of the gene FOXR1, whose product is annotated as forkhead box R1. The coding region runs from base 1 to 867 and encodes 288 amino acids. Gene Ontology annotation, cellular component: nucleus. Lineage: Eukaryota; Metazoa; Chordata; Aves; Strigiformes; Tytonidae. The transcript has 5 exons. The record is from RefSeq and is a predicted model, not a curated record. Gene Ontology annotation, molecular function: DNA-binding transcription factor activity; sequence-specific double-stranded DNA binding. Gene Ontology annotation, biological process: regulation of DNA-templated transcription.